AUGACGGUGCAGAUGCAAGUGCUCGACUCUAGUGAGCUGGCAGGCAAAGUCUGGUACAGCAUCAGAGUGGUCGAUGGGCAACAGGAGUGGUUGGUGAAGAAGAGCUACAGCCAGUUCGAAAUGUUAGACAACGAGCUGGCACAUCUGCCGCUGCGCCGUGCGCCACUUCCGGAGAAGAGACUCGUGGGAUUUCGGCAAAUGCUCAACCUCGGAGGCUUCAACGAGAAGCGCCUGGAGGGGCUCCGGAACUACCUCGCAGUGCUGGCGCCGCAGCUGCAGAACCUCGCUCAGGUGCCAGCGCUGCAGCACUGGGCCAUGCCACCGGCAUAUGGUGCGCCGAACCCCGUGUCGGUGCCGAUGCCCGCAGCGUCGCCGGUGGCAGCACCGGUGAUGGGGUCGCCUGUGGCAGCUCCAGUGGCCGCGGCAUGUGUGGCAGCACCGGUGGCCACAGCUGCGGCUCCGAUGGCAUCAGCAACAGGCCCCACAGCAGCACAGGCCUUGGCACCAUCAGCCCCACCAGCCAUGGCGACACCAGAAGCGAGUGUUGUGCAGGGAGAGCCAGUGCAAGGGUCUGUGGUUCCUGGUCAGGCCGUGCAAGUGUCAGCUGCACCCGCGCCGGCGCAGCCAGCACCCGUGCCGGCGCAGGCAGCACCCAUGCCAGCACAGGCAGCACCCAUGCCAGCACAGGCAGCACCCAUGCCAGCACAGGCAGCACCCAUGCCAGCACAGGCAGCACCCAUGCCAGCACAGGCAGCACCCAUGCCAGCGCCAAUGCAAGCCCAGGCCAUGCCAAUGCAAGCUCAGGCAACACCCAUGCAAGCCCAGCCUAUGCAAAUGCAAGCGCAGGCUGUGCCAAUGCAAGCCCAGGCAGUGCCCAUGCAAGCGCAGGCAACACCCAUGCAAGCACAGCCUAUGCCAAUGCAAGCACAGGCUGUCCCAAUGCAAGCCCAGGCAGUGCCAAUGCAAGCCCAGGCGAUGCCAAUGCAAGCCCAGGCAGUGCCGAUGCAAGCGCAGGCAACACCCAUGCAAGCCCAGGCGAUGCCAAUGCAAGCACAGGCUGUGCCAAUGCAAGCCCAGGCGAUGCCAAUGCAGGCACAGGGCUUGCCAAUGCAAGCCCAGGCGAUGCCAAUGCAGGCACAGGGCUUGCCAACGCAAGGCCAAGGUUUUCCCAUGCAGGGUCAGGGAAUGCCAGUACAGGGCACGCCUGUCCAAGGCAUGCCUGUAGGGCAAUCCGGCUUUGGUGCCCCACAGAUGACGAGUCAAUCCGGCUUUGGCGGUUCUGCGCUCACCGCCGGCCUGGCCGGCGCCGGUUUGGGUGCGGCGGUGGGUGCUUUGGGUGCGAUGGUGAGUGGCAUGGGCCAUCAUGGGGACCACCAUCAUGAGCAUCACAACCACCACCAUCAUGGCCAUCAUGACCAUCAUGGCUUCCGGGGAGGAUAUGGGUCAGAGAGGUGCUACAAGUGCGAAGGACGAGGCUGGUGCCAUGACUCCUCCAUGGACCAUGAUAAGCCGUGGGAUGAGAAGUGCUUCUUCUGCAAGGAGUGCAGCGGCUGCAAUGGUUCGGGGCACCUCAGCGGCGGGGGCUUUAGCAGCGGCUUUGGUUUCGGCGGCUUUGGUGGAGGAGAGGAACGCUGCUAUAAGUGCGAAGGCCGUGGCUUCUGCCAUGACUCCUCGAUGGAUCACGACAAGGCUUGGAACGAGAAGUGCUUCUUUUGCAAGGAGUGCAGCGGCUGCAAGGGCUCCGGGCACAUCAGCAGCGGGGGCUUCGGCUUCGGUGGAGGUGGAGGACGAUGCUACAAGUGCGAGGGCCGCGGCUUCUGCCAUGACUCUUCGAUGGACCACGACAAGGCCAGGGAGAGGCCCUUUUUUGCCGAGCUCGGCCUGUGUCGAGUCUUUUGCCGUGAUGUCAUCGGUGCCAAAGGCCAUGAAGUGCAAGAGGUGGUCGUGGGGAUGCUGGAGCAGGCCAUGUCGAAGAUUCUGGGAGGGCUUCAAGUGGCCUUGGACCAAGAGAACGAGAAGGUGGCAGGUGCAGAAGCGACCAAGGAGGACUUGGAACGCAAGCUUCAGGCGGCCGAGGAGGCCUUGAAAGGUGCCAAGAGCUUCACCGCGGAGAAGAGCGAGGCCUUGGAACAGGCUACACAGGCCGUGGUGAAAGCAAAGGCUGCCUUAACACAAAGGACGAAGGAGCAGCAGCAAGGAGAGACUGAGCUGGGGAAAGUGGUGGCUGAGAAGGAUCUGUUGGAAGUCUCCAAGAAAGAGAGCUUUGAGGCCUUGAAGCUGGGGAGCUUGAGUGGAGACAAAGAGGUGAAGGCAGCUUUCAAGAAGCUGGAGCCUUCGCUGAAGCUCCUAGUGAUGGACCAAAGCCUACGCAAUGCCAUCCCCGGUGUGCUCACCCGCCCGCCCAGCGAGCGCGGGGUGUUUGAUGGCACGGUUCUGGAUGAAUUGGAAAAGAACUUUGAGUCGAAGAUCUCGGAGCUGAGCACCGCCAUCCAGGCGGCACAACCCGGUGCCGCGCAGCGGCAGGAGGUGGUGGACGGAGCCCAGCAGGACCUCUCCCAAGCGGAUGAGGCUCAAGCACAGGCCACGAAAGACAUGUGCGCCGCCAAGGAGGCCCAAAAGGAGGCGACGCAGGGUGUGAGCCAGGCGAAGGAAGCGGUGGCAGCCUACAAGACGGAAUACAAGUCCGCCACGAAGACCCGGGACGAAAAACAGGCCGAGCUGCAAGCCUUUGUGGAUGGAAGUUUGGCGACCUUUCAGGAACUGAAGGUGCGUUGCAAGAAGCGAAAGGCAGUGGAAGAGACCGAGGCCACUGAGGAGAAGGCCACUGAAACAGCGUCCCAACGUGAAGUGGCAGCCUAA
Messenger RNA from Durusdinium trenchii, 2859 nucleotides. Lineage: Eukaryota; Dinophyceae; Suessiales; Symbiodiniaceae. The record is from the annotation of a GenBank genome assembly.